AUGUCUGCAGAGUCCCAGAAAAAUAACCGCCCCCCGCCCCCGCCCCGCCGGCCGAGCCCCCACCUCGCCAGCACCACCCGCCGACAUGGCGAGCGAGCCGGCGAAGUCCUCCAACCCCGGGGCCCCAGAGCACCUUCAGCCACAUCCCAUAGUCUCCUAUCCUCCCAGCAGUACGGCGGCCAGUAUCCCCCGCCCGUCCCCUACCCCCCUUAUUAUACCUACGCCGCCGUCCCCGACGGCAGCCACGACCCCAACGCUGCGAACGGCGCCCCGCCGCCCCCUCCGUACUUCAUGGCGCUCCCGCCCCCGCCUCCGGGUAUGGUCUAUGCCUAUCCUGCCCCUCCGCCUGGACAAGGCUUUCCUCCAUAUCCGCCUCAGAUGCAGCCCACACCGGUCCCGGUGCGGCAGAAGCGUAAACAAGUAAAGAUGGCGUGCACGAACUGCGCGACCGCCUGCAAACGCUGCGACGAGGCGCGUCCCUGCGAGCGUUGCGUCAAGUAUGGCAUUGCGGACAGCUGCAUCGACGGCGUCCGCAAGGAGCGCAAGAAGGGCGUCAAGCGUGGCCCGUACAAGCGCAAGGAGAAGUCGGGUGAAUCGCCCUCGAACGGUGAAACGUCCGCCCCGCCGCCCUCGCCAUACUCUGUGCCUGUGCCCCCUGAGAGCUACUAUCCUUACGUCUACCCGCCGCAUCCCUACGCCCCGCCUCCGCACGAUGGGCAGCCGCAUCCCGAAGGCGGCCAUGUACCUCAUCCGCCAUACUAUCCUGGCUAUCCCGUCUACUCACCGUAUGGAGCAUAUCCCGGCGCCCCGCCUAUGCCGUACCCACCUCCUACGAUGCCACCGCCUGCUGUAUCUGCCACCUCGAAGCCUCCGGAGACUCCCACUGUCGCGCCUGCUGAGAUGAACGGCGACGCCGCGAACAAGACCAAGAAGCGGUCGCGCGUGAAGAGCAGUGAAGAUGGCGGGGCAAGAGGAAAGAAGGCGAAGCAUUCCGGGGACCCGCAGGCGGACGGCGAAGGCCCACGGGGUAUUGUCCAGGGCGAUGCGGCUCCUCUCUACGCGAGCGACGCAUCGAGAACCAUGGUGGCCGUCUAA
Messenger RNA from Fomitopsis serialis, 1095 nucleotides. RefSeq lists its product as uncharacterized. Gene Ontology annotation, molecular function: DNA-binding transcription factor activity, RNA polymerase II-specific; zinc ion binding. The record is from RefSeq and is a predicted model, not a curated record. Gene Ontology annotation, biological process: regulation of DNA-templated transcription. The coding region runs from base 1 to 1095 and encodes 364 amino acids. Lineage: Eukaryota; Fungi; Basidiomycota; Agaricomycetes; Polyporales; Fomitopsidaceae. The transcript has 4 exons.